AUGACCCGCGUCAUGGCUGCUGUCGCCAGGGCUUCGCCGGCGCAGCGCGCGUCGGACUUUGUGGCUGGGCGUCGCUGGGCGGUGGGGCAGAGCGCCGUACGUACCAGGGGCGAUGGCGAAGUGGCGAUCUGGCGACGGCCGGUGACAGACGGGGGGCGCUGCGCGUGUGUCGUGCGGGCCCGCGCACGGCCGCUGCACAAGAGGCGGAAGGAGCAUGGGCAGUGCCGGGGGCCUUCCGGGGCUGACGCGAGGAGAAGGCGCGCGCGAUUGGGCGUGGGCUGGGAGGACGGGCGAGGAGUGGUGGGCUGCGAUAAGAGGUGCGCGACCAUAGAGCGACGGGACGGGCCAGGGCAGGGGCGUGCGCGGGCGCGGGCGAAGUGCAGGAAGCACGGGCGUGGGCGUGAUCGGGGCGUGUACGGGCAGCUGCUUCGCGAUGUCGUCAUGGGAAGGAUAGCGUCAUGCAGGGACGGGGAGGAGAGUUUCGGCAGGGACGGGGAUGGGGGUGGGCCAAGCCCGCGGGCGCACGCCGGCGAGCACAGGCACUUCUGUGACACGCACGCUCGCCCGUGGCCAUACGGGGCAGCCGAGUGGGUGGGCAUCCGCGAUCAGUUUAGCGCAGAGCUGCAGUGUAUAAUGUCCGUCAUCGAUGCUUCCGCGCUGCGCCUAAUGUGUGAUUGGGGAGCGGCGCGGCCGGGAAAGUGCGCCGAGUCAAUCUGGUGGGUGGUGAUUGCGCAGAGACGGAGAGGACGGGCAGCAGGUGUGCAGCGAUGGAUCGGAUGA
Messenger RNA from Postia placenta MAD-698-R-SB12, 780 nucleotides. RefSeq lists its product as hypothetical. The record is from RefSeq and is a predicted model, not a curated record. Bases 1 to 780 code for a protein of 259 amino acids. The transcript is spliced from 3 exons. Lineage: Eukaryota; Fungi; Basidiomycota; Agaricomycetes; Polyporales; Adustoporiaceae.